This is a messenger RNA of Didymodactylos carnosus, 1122 nucleotides long. The record is from the annotation of a GenBank genome assembly. Lineage: Eukaryota; Metazoa; Rotifera; Eurotatoria; Philodinida; Philodinidae.
AUGCUACCUCUUUUGUAUAUUAUUGAUUGUAUCAUUGUACAAGUGACAUCAAAAAAGAGUUAUGAUGGGAAGAGUGUUUUAUCCGUAAUACCAUUUAAAGAAUCACAUUAUAAAUUAUUAUCAGUAUUAGAAGAACAAAAUGAGAUUAAUAUUUGGAAUGAAAUACGACGUAAUGCAUCUGUUGAUAUAAUGAUUGAUCAGUAUAAUAAAUCAUCAUGGAUCAAACUAUUUAAUUCUCUUGACAUGAAGCCCGUAGUAACCAUUGAUAAUGUUCAAAAAUUGUUAAAUAGCGAAGAGAAAAUGUUAAAUAUUCAAUCACGUUCGGGUAUACGUAGUGUUACGGAUACUUAUUUGACUUUUAACGAGAUAGGAUCAUCAUUGGCACGUCGAAAUGUAUUUAUUGAUUGUGGCAUACAUGCUAGGGAAUGGAUUUCACCUGCUACUUGUCUAUUCUUUAUUAACGAAUUUUUAACACAAUAUUCGGCUGGUGGUAACGCCAAACAAAUUAUGGAUACUUAUAAGUUACAUAUUGUACCAGUAUUAAAUCCUGAUGGAUAUGCUUAUACACAUUCAAAAGAUCGUAUGUGGAGAAAAAACAGAAAACCUGUUGGUAGUAAUUGCUACGGUGUAGAUUUGAAUCGUAAUUUUGGCUAUAUGUGGAAUACAGGGGGUUCAUCGGCAUCUCCAUGUUCAGAAACAUAUCAUGGCGGUUCUCCAAUGAGUGAAAAUGAAGCGAAAGCAAUGCAAUCGUACAUGACCGGCAAAACAUGGGACAGUUAUCUAACAUUUCAUAGUUAUGGACAAUGGUGGUUUACAAACUGGGGAUACACUGACACUCUUCCUCCUCAGUAUACUGAAUUGGUUAAUAAAGCAAAAAUUGGUGCUGAUGCACUCAAAAGUGUUAAUGGUCGAAGUUACACAAUCGGUUCAUCAGCAGUAUUAUUAUAUGUUGCUUCUGGCGGAUCUGAAGAUUGGACGAGAGGUACAUUAAAUAUUAAAUAUUCUUAUUGUCUUGAAUUACCUCCAACAGGUGGCUCAGGAUUUAUUUUACCCACUAAUGAAAUAAAGAAAGUUGGUGCUGAGACAUUCAAGGGUAUAUGCGAAUAUCUCAAAGCAAUAUAA